AUGGACUUCGAGGAGGCCUGGCGGGAGGCCAUGGGGGGAGAACCGCAGCAGCAGCAGCACCAGCACCAGGCAAGUGGCGGCCACGAUGGUGGCGGUGGGGGCGACGACGCGUAUGAUGAGUUUAGCGACGAGGAUCUUCUGCGGUGUGUCCCCUGCGCGAAUGACGCUUCUGUGGCGCCAACGUUUGGCCCAGUGUGCCCCAUUGCACCGGUGGGCACUGCCAUGGCUUCCGCUACCACAGCCGUAACAAAGUCCUACUCGCCGCGUCCUGCGGCGGCCUCGGCUGUUGCGGCGGCCUUGCCCUCUCUGCUUCCGUCCUCGGCGCCGCAGCGGGGCGCCCUCGAGUUUCCUCCUGUCGGCGUCGCCAGCUUUCUGCUCCGUGGCGACAACGGGCGAGUGCGCUGGGUAACGACCACUGGUGGUGUUGCCGCGUCUGCCGCCCAGAGAUCAAGUGCUCAGAAGAUUCCACAGGCCGCGGGUCACUUGCACCCGCGCGAGGUGGUGGACGUCGAGGCCGUGGAGGCAGAUGAUGACGUUGUCACUGUGCAUGAAGGCGAAGGGGCAGGAACACUUUGUAGCAGCGGCGCAGCUAUGCAGCUGAGCGACGGGGAGGACGAGGACGACGUGUCCGACGCGGCGCCUUCGUCGGUGCACCGUCGGGCGAGCGACCCUGCAGGCUUUCUUCGCGACGGCUUAAGCGCUCGAGAGAUGCUGCGUGAUAUCUACGCUGAAGAGGCGAAGCGGCAGCAGGAGCGAGUGAAGCAACAGGAGAACAAGGAGCGGCAGAAUGUGCGCCGGGCAGGGGCAGGCCGGGAUUGUUGCGAGCUGGAGGCACUUGGUAACGGCGACGAGGUACUAGAUGAUGAGGAGAGAGAGCGGCGCCGACUCACUGAGCAGGCACGUCAAUGCCGCGCCGCCGCUGCAGGCGCUCUUGCGCGCCCUCGGCCACAUCGCGCCUCCUCCAACGGGGAACUGUGGGUCACCAAGUACAGCCCCAAGCUGUUCCACGAGGUGCUCAGCGAUGAAACCGUUAACCUACGACUCCUGCAGUGGCUCAAGUCGUGGGACGCUUAUGUGUUCCCAGAUGACGCGCCGUCGGCAGCAAAGGGCGCGCAGGCAUCAGGUGCCGGCGCUAUAACCGCGGCUUCACCGCCAGCGGAGCGCAUCGCCGUCCUUACCGGGCCGCCCGGAGUUGGCAAGACGACACUCGUCCACGUCCUCGCCGCACACUGCGGGUACGAGGUGAUCGAGGUGAACGCGAGUGUUGAGCGGACGGCGUCGCGGCUGGAGGCGCUCAUCAAGACGGCGGUGUCCGCGGCCGGGCCGGCUCCUGGAGGUCGCGUCCGCCGCCCAACAGCGUCGUCGGGUGUUGCUGGGUCGGCGGUGUCCACUAUCGAUCACCGUGCAAAUCUUGGCGUUGAGAAGGGCCACAGCGGUGGCGCUUCCGGUGCCGAAAUGGCAGCAACAGGAGCGCCGUCGACGCCGCAUGCCUCUUCCUCCUUGGUGCAGCACUUGCUCCGUCCCAAGUGCCUUGUCAUCGAUGAGAUGGACGGCAUUGCCAACAGCAGCGUGGCCGCGUACCUCACCCAGCAGCAGCUGCAUCGGCCGGUAUUCUGUCUCUGCAACGACUUUUACGUGCCAUCCCUGCGGCCGCUGCGGCAGCACUGCACGCACGUGUACCACAUGCCGCCCAUUCGUCCUCAGCGACUACUCUCACGGCUGGAGGAGAUCGCGCGGCGAGAGGGGGCAGCAAUGUUCGACUCGAUGGCCCUAUCAGAGCUCAUCAAGACCAGCGGCGGUGAUGUGCGGAGCUGCCUGAAUGCAAUGCAGCUCAUCAGCAGCGCUGUACACCAGCAGCAGGAGCAGCAGCGUCUUGAGGGAGGGACUGGCGCGUCCUCCUCUGCCACCGCGGCACUCGUCACGACCCCGUCGCGGCACACCGUCACGGAACUCAUUCGGCGCAUGCAAGGCAAGGACAGCCGUGUUGCGCUGCGCGACAGCUGGCAGCUACUCUUCACCCGGCCCGAGCGUAACAAGGCUGUGCAGCUGCUGAGGCAGGAGUGCGGAAUAGACUACGAGGCCUUCGUUGAGGCCGCCGCCGCCCAGCACAACCGCAACGUUGUUCCUGCGCGUCGUGCGCUUGAGCGAGAGAGGGCGAUCGGUGUGCCGGCAGGCGGGAGCUACGCCGCGACACGGACGGCGGAGGCGAGAGGUGGCGGUGGUGCGUCGGCGCGUGCAGCGAUCCAGCCAGUAGCCAUGGGUUUCCGUGUUGAUCCCGGCUACCUGUACGCUGCUCAGAAGCUGUCUCGCUGCCCCGACAGCGGCGGUCUGGUGGACGGCCUCCAGGAGAAUUAUCUGAACCGUGCGUACACCGACUACAGCUUCUCCCGCACCAGUGCCACCGCUGACAGCUUCUCGCAGCAGGACGUGGUGGUCGCGGCGGCCUUUCAGCAUCCGGAGCUGAUGGGGACGGCGGAGCGGCUGUGUCACGUGUCUGCGCUGACGUGUUACGUGCACUGCAGCACCGCGGCACGCGGGGGCCGCAUCGAGUUCCCACGCGAGCAGGCGACACUGCGCCGCUUGCGGUCGGAGUUGAAACAUGUUGCUCAGCAAUUCCGUGAAGGGUGCCGCCCGCACGGCUCCGCGUUCCUCGGCGAUGACGAGGUUGUAAGCACCGAUGUGGUGCCCAUGCUACUGCGGUGCCUGUUCGACCGAUCGCUGCGUCUGCCUGCGCACUCCAUUUCCUCUUUCAGUCGGCUUCCACCAGCAGAGCAGCGCCUGCUGCAGGCAUCUGUGGCCCGUCACGUCGAGUACGGUCUGGACUACCAGCGGGACCGGCAGUACACCCCGUCGUCCGCCGCCGCUGCUGCUGCCGCUGGAGCGUUGCUCAGCCCAUUCGGCUCGCUGGCCGCGGCGAAGGUGGAGGAUGAGGCGCCGUGGCGACUGGCUCCGGAGCUGGACAGACUCCUUGCAGGGGUGGUGCGUCCGAUGGAGCGCGCGCUUGCGGGAAGCGGCGGCGGUGAUUAUCGUGGCUACUUCUUUUCUUCACGCUCGUCGCGCUUCGGUGGGAGCGGUGCCGGUCCGCGUGGCAGCAGCGGCCUCCCCACAUUACCGACUCCUUUAGGCGCGAAAGGCGGCACUGACUCUCCGGGCUCCGCAACCAACUCAGGUGGUGGUGGCAGCCGUGAGCCGUCGAGAACGCCGUCGGUGGCAUCCGUGAUGAUGCCGGUGCGGAACGAGGUGCGGCAGAUCCUGUCUGGUGAGAUCCGCCAGCAUCGCAUCAUGCAGUCCAUGGAGCUCCUGAAGCGUCAGUCGCAGCAGUCGACAACAGACGCGCUCGAGCGAGGUAUGAAGCGGCAGCGCGCUGACGGCGUUGCCUCCGCCGUCACAGCCUCGUCAAAUCCCGCCCAUAACGCCGACUCUGCAGUGAAGGGUGAUAUUCGCGAAGUCGCGCAUGUGACGCCGGCAGGUGGGGCAGAGGGGGCGGAUGCACCCGCCAAAAAGUGGCCGCGAGCAGACGGGAGCAAGGGGGCGUCAGCAACUGUGACCACCACCACCGCGACGGUGCGGCGCGACUUCUUUGGUCGACCGUUGCCAAGCACCGACUCUGCAGGGGCAGCGUCAGCAUCAUCGACUGGCAGCACCGCGCGCAGCGGCCCUCGUGCUGUUGGCGACCGUCGCAGCGCCAGCGCCACCACCGUCACGUCACCGUCGUCCCUGGCUUCACCGUCAGCUGGGGACGCUGGCAAGGGUCGCUUUCCUCGCCCGCACUUUCCUCAUCGAUCCACCGCGAACGCCUGCGUGCGUUACGUGUACCAGGACGGCUCCACGAACGCCGUCAAGAUGCCGGCGACUUUCGCGGAUUUUUAG
Molecule: messenger RNA, 3870 nt
Organism: Leishmania mexicana MHOM/GT/2001/U1103
Lineage: Eukaryota; Euglenozoa; Kinetoplastea; Trypanosomatida; Trypanosomatidae
Exons: 1
Coding region: 1-3870 (1289 amino acids)
Cellular component (GO): nucleus
Molecular function (GO): ATP hydrolysis activity; ATP binding; DNA binding
Source: RefSeq, a predicted model, not a curated record